This is a messenger RNA of Anisakis simplex (herring worm), 480 nucleotides long. Lineage: Eukaryota; Metazoa; Nematoda; Chromadorea; Rhabditida; Anisakidae. The record is from the annotation of a GenBank genome assembly.
AUUGAAACUUCGACCGUUUCGAGAAAACAAGAGAUGGGCAGGAAGGACGUACGGGACAGUGAACAGCAAGGAACGACAACUGAGAGUGCAGAGGCAGGCAAGGAAAACCGUGCACCACUGCAUAAGCCUCAGGACGGUUGCACUCAGACGCAUCGAACGGAGAGCAUGUCGAUCAAAAAGGAGCAAUGCGAGGAAUGCGUAAAAUUAAAUGAACAAAUUGUUUCGCUGAAGAAUCACGUCAAAACUCUUCAGUCAAGUGAUCAGGCACCAAACGAUCAGAAGAACGAAAGAAUGGAAAAAGAGUUGACCGAGAAGUGUGCCAUCCAAAAAGCGAUUGGUGCGAAAUUGCAAAAGGAAUUGGUUGAGGCACGAUCGAAGAACGAUGAAUUACGGAAGGCGUUACACGUUCUCGAUGAACAGUGCGAUAAGCUGAUGGUCAUUUUUAUUGCUCACUGUGAAAUAUCGUUGCGAAAUUAUUGA